This is a messenger RNA of Kogia breviceps (pygmy sperm whale), 1370 nucleotides long. RefSeq names its product ankyrin repeat domain 9 (gene ANKRD9). Gene Ontology annotation, molecular function: protein binding. The record is from RefSeq and is a predicted model, not a curated record. NCBI's taxonomy places the organism in Eukaryota, Metazoa, Chordata, Mammalia, Artiodactyla, Physeteridae.
CGCUGCCGGCGCCGGCACCGCCGCCCAGCGAUCUGGCCGUGGCGGCUCAGAGCGCGGCUGCGGCGGGCGCGGGCGGCGGCGGAACCCUCCCGUCCGUCUGUCCUGGGAGCUUCGCCUGCGCACCGACCCGCGGGGGGACAGCAAGCUUUCCGGCCCGCAGCGGGGGCGGGGACGCCAGGCCAGCGGCCCCUCCGACCCCCAAGAUGAGGAAGCUGAGGCUCAGGGAACACUAAUACAACCACCUACACAGAACUAGGUAAUCGCGGUGCGCUAGCCAGGUGGUCGACCCCAGGCCCAUGCCGUGAGACCGGGAGGCGCCGUCAGCAUGCCGUGGGACGCGCGGCGGCCCGGGGGCGGCGCGGACGGCGGGCCCGAGGGCACGGGCGCGGCGCGCUCGCGGGCGCAGAAACAGUGCCGCAAGUCGUCGUUCGCAUUCUACCAGGCCGUGCGCGACCUGCUGCCCGUGUGGCUGCUGGAGGACAUGCGCGCCAGCGAGGCCUUCCACUGGGACGAGCGCGGACGCGCCGCCGCCUACUCACCGUCAGAGGCGCUGCUCUACGCACUCGUGCACGACCACCAGGCGUACGCACACUACCUGCUGGCCACGUUCCCGCGGCGCGCGCUCGCGCCGCCCAGCUCCGGCUUCCGCUGCUGCGCGGCGCCUGGGCCGCACGUGGCGCUGGCCGUGCGCUACAACCGCGUGGGCAUCCUGCGCCGCAUCCUGCGCACCGUGCGCGACUUCCCGGCCGAGGAGCGUGCGCGCCUGCUCGACCGGCGAGGCUGUAGCCGCGUGGAGGGCGGUGGCACGUCGCUGCACGUGGCCUGCGAGCUGGCGCGCCCCGAGUGCCUCUUCCUGCUGCUCGGCCACGGCGCCUCGCCCAGCCUGCGCGACGGCGGCGGCCUCACGCCGCUCGAGCUGCUGUUGCGUCAGCUGGGCCGUGAUGCCGGGGCCGCCCCCGCCGUCGCCGUCGGGGCGCCUGCGCCUGGGGAGCCGCGUCAGCGCCGCCUGCUGCUGCUCGACUUACUGGCGCUGUACACGCCCGCGGACGCCGCCGGCCCGGCCCGCCGCGAGCUGCUGGGCGACCGGCCGCGCUGGCAGCGGCUGCUGGGCGAGGACAAGUUCCAGUGGCUGGCGGGCCUGGCGCCACCCUCGCUCUUCGCGCGCGCCAUGCAGGUGCUGGUCACCGCCAUCUCGCCCGGCCGCUUCCCCGAGGCCCUGGACGAGCUGCCGCUGCCGCCCUUCCUGCAGCCGCUGGACCUCACGGGCAAGGGCUAGACCGCGGGGGCACCCCGGGUGCUGGAUUUUUGGAGAAUACUAUUUUUCAGAGCGUUGUACCUGGCACUUUACAUACAUUGUUCUCUGGACAGCA